UUGAAUCAGCACAGACGGAGUAUUUUUGGGUGGUGCAAAUUUUUACUGUUUUUCGCAGAUAAUCGUAGUAUUUGCGAAAAGAUUUACACAGUUUAUAUCACGGUAGUUGUUGGAAUGUCCCUACUCUGCAACACCGGAGAUUGGUUCACGCUAGGCCAUGGCAAUUCGUACAGAAAAAUCGACCUGUACACUAUGGACUGGCCGGCCAGUAUCAACCUGGAACAGAUGGUGGUGCAUGCGGCCUCCUACGGGGGCCCGAUCGCGCUGGUUAAAGACUUCAAGCAGUUUCUCAAACUGACCGGUACCGGAUCAACGAAACCGAUGGUUCGAAUUUUCAACUGCGCCGGGAAGCUGAUAUCGUCGAUAAGUUGGGACAACGGUAACCUGGUCUGCAUGGGUUGGUCCGACGCGGAAGAGUUCCUCUGCGUACAGGACGAUGGAUUCGUGUGGAUCUACGACAUGUUCGGUAACUAUCAGCACAAGUUCAGCAUGGGGAAAGAUGUGACGGAGGUGAUCGAUGCGAAGAUCUUUGCGUCCAGUUCGGGGACAGGGGUGGCAGUGAUCACGGCCAGUUACAAGAUCUACAUCGUUAACAGUAUCAAGGAUCCGAAAUCGCGUCCAUUGUCAGAACUGUUAACCUUAUCCAGGGAUCUAACCUGCUGGGAAUUGGUGUCUCAGGAGCGUAACACUUGCUGCCUAUUAGCCCGUGAUACGGAAAUUAUGCUGGCUCGACACGGAGACAGUGCUCCGAUAACUCACAUAAUCACGAUGAAAGCCGAAUUCAGUAGCAUCGUAGCAAUGUCUGUUUCCUUCAAUCAUCGCCAUCUAGCGAUGUACACCAACACGGGUGUCCUUUGGUUAGGAUCGGCUGAUUUAAAAACUAAAUACUGCGAAUUUUCUACCGGUCGCAACGAACGGCCACAGCAGAUUAUGUGGUGUUGUGAUGAAAAUCCUCAUCCCGAUCGGCAAGCUGUCGUCGUUGGUUAUCCCUCGUUGGUACUAGUUGUUGGAAUGACCGGGGAUUCCAACAUCUACACCUAUGAUUCCCCAACCGUUUUAAUCCAGGAGAUGGAUUCCGUUCGAAUCCUAACCAACUCCUACCACGAACUGAUACAAAGAGUUCCGAGAUGUACGAGCAACAUUUUCGGUAUCAACAUUUCCGAGCCAGCUAGCUUCUUAUUCGAAGCACAUCGAAAGUUCCAGGAACGGAGCCAUCAAUCCGACGAAUAUCUGUGCUUGAUUCAGAACCGAUUAGCUUCCGCAGUUGCCGAAUGCGUGGAAGCUGCCGGUCAGGAAUUUGAUCCACAUACGCAAAAAAGUUUAAUUCGUGCGGCCUAUUUCGGAAAGGGCUUCCUGGCUGGAUACUCCCCAGACAACUACAUCGAGAUGUGCCGGAUUCUGCGGGUUCUGAAUGCUUUACGCGAUCGCAACGUUGGAAUGCCGCUGACUUUAAGACAAUUCAACUAUCUUCAGCCACUGGUCAUCUUGGAUAGGUUGAUCUUUCGUAAGCAUUACGCUUUGGCGAUUCAGAUUGCGAAGCACUUGAAGCUUCCCGAGUCUCGUAUUUUGGAGCACUGGGCGUUUCACAAAAUUGUACAUGACAAAAACGAAGAGGACGUCGCCCGCAAGAUAUCGGAAAAGUUCCUCUCGCACCAAACGCUUGAGCGAAUUUCGUUCGCGAAUGUGGCUAAAAAAGCCCAACAGGUAGGAAAAACCAAGCUGGCGAUCACACUGCUAGAGCUUGAACCUAGAAAAAGUCUGCGGGUGCCGUUGCUGCUUAAGCUCGGUGCCAAUGAGAAGGCUCUGGUCGCUGCCACCCAGUCCGGCGAUACGGACCUGAUCUACAUGGUGAUUCUGGAGAUGAAGAGUACAACGGCGCUGGCAAAGUUUCAGAUGACCAUUCGACGUUUUCCGCUGGCUCAGAAUCUUUACAAAAAAUACUGCCAGGCGAACAGUUUGUCCACGCUGAAGGACAUUUACUCGCAGGAGGAUGACUUCCAGUCUCAGGCAGAGUUGGGCUUGCGCGAAGCGUUAGAGAUUAACAACGUGGAGGUUUCCAUUCCGGAUAUAAGUGGCAACUAUAAGAAGGCUAACAAAUCGCCGGAAACGGAAGCUUGUGAUGAGACGAAGAAGCUUAUGAAGCAUCAGAAGGAUCUCGACGAAAAGUACCAAAAGCGACUGUACGGAAAGCCCCUGCAUGCGACGAUUCGGCAGUUACUGAUCCUAGGGGAUCUUAAACAAGCUGAACGAUUGAAGAGCGAGUUUCGAGUACCAGAUCGCCGCUUCUGGUGGCUUCGGAUUCAAACUAUGGCCCAGCAAUUCCAGUGGGACGAACUGGAGAAGUUCGCCAAGGGUAAAAAAAGUCCCAUCGGGUACGAACCGUUCGUUGAAGCGUGCCUCAGCCAGCGCCGGACGGAUGAGGCUAAGAAGUACCUUCCGCGGUGUAGCGAGGAAAACAAGUUCAAGUGGUACCUGCGAGCUGGAUGUCACGUGGAGGCCGCUUCCAUUGCGUACGAACAGAAGGACAUUGAUAGUUUGCUGAAAAUCUACGAUUACUGCUCCAAUGAUUCGGCGCUGUCGGCCAGGGUGGAAAGCCUGAUUGGGCAGCUGUCGUCGAAGAAGUGAAUGGAGUUUUGAUUGUAUGAAAUGGGAAUGAUUUUUUUGUUGUAAACAUAAUUAUAAAUAUACUCGUAAUUAGAGC
This is a messenger RNA of Topomyia yanbarensis, 2701 nucleotides long. It is a transcript of the gene Vps16A, whose product is annotated as vacuolar protein sorting-associated protein 16 homolog. Gene Ontology annotation, molecular function: actin binding. The transcript is spliced from 6 exons. NCBI's taxonomy places the organism in Eukaryota, Metazoa, Arthropoda, Insecta, Diptera, Culicidae. Gene Ontology annotation, cellular component: lysosomal membrane; endosome; cytoplasm. The record is from RefSeq and is a predicted model, not a curated record. The coding region runs from base 115 to 2625 and encodes 836 amino acids. Gene Ontology annotation, biological process: intracellular protein transport; vacuole fusion, non-autophagic; endosomal transport.